Molecule: messenger RNA, 1866 nt
Organism: Nannospalax galili (Upper Galilee mountains blind mole rat)
Lineage: Eukaryota; Metazoa; Chordata; Mammalia; Rodentia; Spalacidae
Gene: Lhfpl3
Product: LHFPL tetraspan subfamily member 3
Exons: 3
Coding region: 210-914 (234 amino acids)
Biological process (GO): sensory perception of sound
Cellular component (GO): plasma membrane
Source: RefSeq, a predicted model, not a curated record
CCGGAGGCUGUGCCAGGCGAGCCGGAGGGGUGCUCCACGCUCCCCCGCCCUCCUUCCGGGAGCGAGGAUGCAGACUCUGGAACUGGUGCUGCUGGGCUGAGGUGGAGGCAGGGGAGUUGCAGCGCGCGCCGCUACGCGAGUGUGUCUCCUGCGCGCUGAGAGGCGGGGGGAGGCGGAGGACCGGGAGGCGGAGGAGGAGGAGGGGGAGAAUGCCCGGAGCCGCUGCCGCUGCCGCCGCCGCCGCGAUGCUCCCGGCUCAGGAGGCUGCCAAGCUGUACCACACCAACUAUGUGCGGAACUCGCGGGCCAUCGGCGUGUUGUGGGCCAUCUUCACCAUCUGCUUUGCCAUCGUCAACGUGGUGUGCUUUAUCCAGCCCUACUGGAUCGGCGACGGCGUGGACACCCCGCAAGCCGGCUAUUUCGGGCUCUUCCACUACUGCAUCGGCAACGGCUUCUCCCGGGAGCUGACCUGCAGGGGCAGCUUCACGGACUUCUCCACGCUGCCCUCGGGCGCCUUCAAAGCCGCCUCCUUCUUCAUUGGCCUCUCCAUGAUGCUGAUCAUCGCCUGCAUCGUUUGCUUUACCCUCUUCUUCUUCUGCAACACCGCCACGGUGUACAAGAUCUGUGCCUGGAUGCAGCUCACUUCGGCUGCCUGCCUUGUGCUUGGCUGUAUGAUUUUCCCUGAUGGCUGGGAUUCAGAUGAAGUAAAACGGAUGUGCGGAGAGAAGACAGACAAAUACACUCUUGGGGCAUGCUCAGUUCGCUGGGCAUACAUCCUAGCUAUUAUUGGAAUACUGGACGCCCUGAUCCUCUCCUUUCUAGCAUUUGUGCUUGGUAACCGACAGGACAGCUUGAUGGCAGAGGAACUGAAGGCAGAAAACAAAGUUCUGCUAAGCCAAUAUUCUCUAGAAUGAGCACAAAACAAAUCAAAUAACAGCUAAACAAAUCGAAUAACAGCUUUUGGACAUCAACAUCAAGAAGGAAGAUGCUUGGGAGAGAUCGAAGUCCAGAGACGAAUAUGGACAAAAGUGAAGUCAAAGCACCUUCUGAUUAUAGAUCUGCAGAGAUGGGAGAGAUUUUUCUGGGAAAAGAUAUGCUCAUGGAUUAAACACCAGCUCAUUGGAAACUCAUUAAAUAAGAUCAGAUCACAUUCAUGAAAAAUCAUAUUCAAGAAAUAUUUCAAGGAAGGAAAAUAUAAAUGUGCUAGGAUAAACAUGUAAAAUACAUAUGUACUGGUUUAUAAACUGUCCUUUUUAAAUCAAACUGAAAACAAAAAGCUUUAAUCUUUCAAUACUCUUUUAAAAUAAAUAAAAGGGCAGUUAGUUCUAGAUUAUUCCUAUCUCAAUAGCCAGGAGGCCAAUCAAGUGUCAUUCAUUGAGGAAGCAUCUUAGAAAAUGCCUCUGAUCUUUGGUUCUUCAUCUCGGCUGUUCAUUUAUUUCACUAUGUAGUUACCACCACUUGGUUAUUAAGAGUUGUAACACCUCAAACUUUUUAACAGGUAUAUGUUCAGUUUAAUCUGUCUGUAUGAGUUACUACUGAGGAAGUGUUUCUGAUGUGUAAUAUGACUCCAUCAAACUGUGAAUUACAGGAAGUACAUCUUUAUAUCAUAGGUUCCCAAGAAACAUAGAUUUCCCUGUCUUUCAGGAAACAGCAUCAAGGAACUGAAAAAUAUAGAAAGUUCAUUUUUUACCUUGGAUGCUCUCUUAUGUAAUAUAUAGACUGCUAUCAAAUACACUCUUUUUUCUAAUUCUCCCUAGAUAUGAUAGGAAAUUAAUAUACUUUAUAAGUAGAUAUGUAAAAUAUGAGUUUUCUAUUUCUUUGUCAGACAUAUCAUCAGAAGUUCAUAUCCUUUCAUUUCUUUACUGA